This is a messenger RNA of Dacryopinax primogenitus, 1054 nucleotides long. RefSeq lists its product as uncharacterized. Bases 21 to 902 code for a protein of 293 amino acids. The transcript has 5 exons. Lineage: Eukaryota; Fungi; Basidiomycota; Dacrymycetes; Dacrymycetales; Dacrymycetaceae. The record is from RefSeq and is a predicted model, not a curated record.
UCCUCGCCCGUGCCGAGGCAAUGGUCAACAUCACUCUUGAUGAUACCUCGCCGUUCAUUAGCUAUUCCGAUGGUUGGGGUGUGCAAUCUCCACAAGAUCCGAAUCUGGAGUACUACUUGCAGGAGACAUAUCAUGGCACGCAGACGAUCGGAUCAAAUGCGACCAUAGUCUUCUCAGGUUCAGGAGUGUAUCUCUACGGCUCAAUGGGUCCAGCCCACGGUAACUUCGAAGUUUCCGUGAACGGAGCUCGCCAAACAUUCUCCGGAUAUUCGUCAACACCCUUGUUUCAGCAAUGUCUGUUCUCCUCCAUGCUGGAUGCGAGCUACAAUGAGAUCAUUCUCAUCAACAUUGGUGGCUCAGGAGGGAGCUUCAUGGACCUCGAUUAUAUCAUCACGACGGUUCCUGAGAACACCACCUUCCCUGCACCACCUUCUCUCGCACCGAUCACCCCAAGUGGCGGGUUCCCCUCUGCUUCUCCCACUUCUACCUCUUCAUCUACCGGAGGCUCCUCGUUAUCAACCGCAUCCUCCUCCUCUACUUCCACGACUGUGACCACUGUCCUUACUAUUGUCUUCGCCAUCCUCACCGUUGUGUUGCUCAGUAUUAUUGCAUUCCUCUACAUGCGACAUCGUAGACGAAAGCAGGUUGAGCAGGAGCAUCUCUUCCGAUAUGGACGUGGGCCUGCAGUGUCGCCCUCGCCACAACCCGAUCUGAUGACAAAUCUACACUGGACGUCCCAGGCGCACACACAAGGUCCUGCUGGAGGUGGCUCACCCAACAUGGGGUAUCCCCCAAGACAGAGCCCAGUGACAUCAUCACUAGGCGCAAGCUACCAACUGCAGGCGGGAAGGAGCAAAGGAAAGAACCCACCCAGUACGUUUCUGCCGGGAUUCGAUGCAUGACACGACCGCUCCAGGAAGCAUCCCUGCGACGAGCCUCACGAUCUACCCCCAUUUCCCGUCUUUUCUUGUCUCGGCACGUCGUAAAUCACUGUGUCAUACGCACAAUUUUGCACGACACCGCCCCUUUUCCUCAUAUUCGUUACCUGUAUGAA